UUUAAAGUACGUAAAAUUUAAGUAACGGAUACUAUAUAUAUACGCCACAUUUGUUAGAUUUUAAAAUCGUGAUAACGUAUUUAUAAAGAGCUAUGUAUAAGACAAGUAAAUUAUUAUUGGUAUAUGCAUUAGUAAAUCUAUGUUUGUGCCAACAGAGUUCAAAUGAUACCGUUGAUUACUUUAACUUGCUUCAACACGCCCAUCAAACGAAUGAAAUGGCUAGAAAAUAUUCCAGUGAAGAGAACAUGUCACCAACCGAACAUUUACAUUUGACGAGCAAGCAAGAUAAAGUGACAGCACGUGCGGAGGAAAUACUCGCGUCUGGACUGGAUGCUGAAGUCCCGUAUGACGUCAGCGGGCGGUGCCUAAACCAUACAAAGCUAUUUAUAGAAGCUUUAAUUCGACGAGAGCUAUGGGCUUUUAGAGUGAUCGACGCGAUGGGAAAACCAGAUAGUGACCUUCUAGACUUUCACACAAAAUGGGUAGGUAACUGGGAAGAAUGCCUCGCAGUUCAAGCAAUAGAGUACGAGAAUCCCGUGAACAAGACAGGACCAAGUUACCCUUACACCGGAAAAUACUGUAUUGCGUCGUUUCCGUUAGGAUCUGCAGCAGAGUUUGGGCAAAUAGCAGCCUUGAUGAUCGGCAUGUGUUAUCCCGACUCCUGUAGCUCCGCUGACGCAACAGCCUUAGCUAAAACACUGGUUAGUUUGAUUCCUGUCAAUGUGACUAUACCAGUAAGUGUGGUGUGUAGAGAAAAGUCUUUGGAGUAUUCAAGCAAAGCAAUAGUUGUUAUUGUUAUAUGUUCCCUGUUUGCAGCACUUAUUGUCAUAGCAACAGGCUACGAUAUUUUUGUACAACAGUUUCUUACAAAUAAACACUCGGGAUACAGACGUAUGAAUAAAGGAUCAGAAUAUGGCUCUAUCAAUGAAGUUAAUAAUGGACAUCUUUCAAAUGGUCACGUGACAGUCAUUACGGAAUCAACACCACUUUACACUGAUGACUUGAAAACUAGUGAUAAAGACCAUUCUCAACAGAAAAUAAAGAAGAAAGCAUCAGAUGGAAAGUAUCAACCAGGAACUUUGGGAAAGUUGCUAUUAUCAUUCUCUGUAUACUCAAAUGCUCCAAAGAUUUUUAACACCAGCCAACCUGCCGGAACAUUGACCAGUGUUAAUGGAAUACGUUUCGUCAGUAUGACAUGGGUUAUAUUAGGACACACGUAUGCCUUUGGGCUCACCUUAACUGAUAACGUCGCUACAUAUUUUCCACAACUGAUGAAGAGAUUCACAUUUCAAGCAGUGUCUAAUGCUACAGUCUCUGUUGACACGUUUUUCGUUCUGAGUGGCCUACUGGUAUCAUAUCUUUCAUUACGUGAAAUGAAGAAGAGUGGAGGAGCUCGCAGAUUUAAGUGGGGAAUGUUUUACUUUCAUAGAUUCUGGAGGCUGACACCACCAUACAUGCUACUGCUCAUGUUGUAUGUGCCAACAUUUAAAUACUGGGCGGAUGGACCAUUCUGGCCACAGACAGGAACAGAUGUCGAUGAAUGUAAAGACACGUGGUGGACAAAUUUGUUGUAUAUCAAUAACAUUGUCAGGAGUGACAAAAUGGUACACAAGCUUUCGCCGCUGUGGGGUACUAUUUCUUGCUUAUUGCUGAUCUUGGUAAACUUCAUUAGCGCGGGCAUAAUUUCCAAACAUUACGACAUAAAUGCAAACUUUUUACUUAAUCAAAAUGCGAAUGAUGCCAUGCAAGAGAUCUACAUCAAACCCUGGGCUCGGAUAGGACCAUAUGUCAUAGGGUUUUUCACGGGCUAUAUUCUAUACAUAACUGAAUGUAAAGUUAAAAUGUCAAAGUUAUUAAAUAUAAUCGGUUGGCUUGUUGCAACAGGAGUUGCUUUGAUGGUUUUGUAUGGGCUAUAUACUUCAGACGGCUCUCCGAAACUGGGUGUUGAUACAUCAGCGUUGUAUAAUGCCACAUUUAGGACGGCAUGGGGAAUGUGUGUAGCAUGGGUGAUAUUUGCAUGCGCUUCUGGAUAUGGAGGUCCUGUAAAUAAAUUGUUGUCAUGGCGAGCAAUUAUUCCAUUGAGUCGACUGACAUAUUGCGCCUACCUGGUACAUCCGCUUGUUUUAUAUACAUAUUAUUAUAGCAGACGAACGCUGAUGAGAUGGUAUGACCUGGAGCUGAUUUAUCUUUUCCUUGGUCACUUGUGUGUAUCCUAUGCAGCAGCUUUCGUUAUAUCAUUGGCUUUUGAAUCUCCAAUGAUGGGACUGGAGAAAGUUUUGUUGGGGAGGAAAAAGAACAGUUGAUAACCAUUUCAACAGAAAAACAUACAGAGUGCAAUAUUGCUGAACGUUCAAAUCAUGUGCUGACAAUUUUAUCAAGAGAAUAUUUGUAUAUUUUGUUAUAAUAUUUUGUUAUACAUUUAUCUACACUCUACAUUUUUACAUGGAUAUAUUGUAUUAAUUUCUUUAUGAACGGUAUCAGAUAAAUGGCUACUGAUAUGCAAAAAUGUUUAACCCUUACUCUGCUAAAUUUCUAUAAUGAACGUGUCCAUCUUUCAAUUUGGACAGUACCAUUAACGGUUAAUGUGCUUACCCAAAAGAUACUGACUGAAUGGCGAACAGUGCAGAUCGCGGAUGUGCAAGCUGAUUAUGAUCUACACUGGUCACAAAGGCAGAAACAUUCAUGUGAAGCAUGAAAAGGGUUAAAUGUGAUGGUAUCAUCACUCAUUACAAAUUAACUGUUUACAAGAAUGCAUUUUGACAUUUUCAUGGAAGUAUCGACGGCUUCCGAUUGCAUUUUUGUACUUCUUAUACAUUUCUCUAACUGCGAUUCAUUGAAAUAUGGUGCAUGUUUGUUUAAGA
Molecule: messenger RNA, 2861 nt
Organism: Mercenaria mercenaria
Lineage: Eukaryota; Metazoa; Mollusca; Bivalvia; Venerida; Veneridae
Product: nose resistant to fluoxetine protein 6-like
Exons: 15
Coding region: 93-2303 (736 amino acids)
Molecular function (GO): acyltransferase activity, transferring groups other than amino-acyl groups
Source: RefSeq, a predicted model, not a curated record